Messenger RNA from Periophthalmus magnuspinnatus, 2705 nucleotides. It is a transcript of the gene sv2bb, whose product is annotated as synaptic vesicle glycoprotein 2Bb. Gene Ontology annotation, cellular component: membrane. Lineage: Eukaryota; Metazoa; Chordata; Actinopteri; Gobiiformes; Gobiidae. Bases 337 to 2403 code for a protein of 688 amino acids. The transcript is spliced from 15 exons. Gene Ontology annotation, biological process: chemical synaptic transmission; transmembrane transport. The record is from RefSeq and is a predicted model, not a curated record. Gene Ontology annotation, molecular function: transmembrane transporter activity.
GCUCUGCUUAUAAAACACAACUCGGAUGGGCAGUCAGCUCUCAAAUGCUUUUUUGACUGAAAUAAGGAUAGUAUCGAGCUGCGUUCAAUUCUGGGCUCAGAAAAGAAGAAAAAUUGUGGACUCCCUAUUCAGUCAUUCAAGUCUGACAGUACAAAGCAGAUCAUAACAUAUCUAUUAACUGCAGCUUAAAUACAGCACAAGACUCAUGCCUGAUUGUAACGUCUGUGGAUUUGAAGGAUCUAGUGAGAGUGAUUGUAACCAAUGGACAUAUUCAACUGAGUUCAUUUAAAACUCCCCACUCACAGUUUAAAUUAGCAAUACCCGACAUUCUUCAAGAUGGCUGACCCCUACCAGAACAAUUACUAUCACCAAGGCAGAGGAGAUGCUUAUGGGACGUAUGGAGAAGGCGGCGGCCAUGAUGGAUACGGGUACCAGGCAGACUAUCCCGCUCAGGAAGAGGAUGCUGCCAGUGAUGUCACAGAGGGGCAUGAUGAGGAGGACCAGAUGUACGAGGGGGAGUACCAGGGCAUUCCGCAUCCAGAUGAAAUGAAGGCCACACAAAGGGCUGCACGGACAAAGUCUCGAGAUGGCGCCAGUGCUGCCUCGGAGCUGCAAGAGCUGUCCGAGCAGUAUGAGGACAUCAUGGAGGACUGUGGCCAUGGGAAGUUCCAGUGGACCCUCUUCAUGGUGCUGGGACUGGCUCUCAUGGCUGACGGAGUAGAGUGUUUCGUAGUGGCUUUUGUUUUACCCUCUGCUGAAAAGGACCUGUGUUUAUCCAACGCAGAGAAGGGGAUGUUGGGUCUGGUGGUCUUCCUAAGCAUGAUGGUGGGAGCGUUCCUCUGGGGCGGACUGGCAGAUAAACUUGGCCGGAGAAAGUGUCUGAUUGUGGCUCUGGCCAUCAACUGUGUGUUUGCCUUCCUGUCCUCCUUUGCCCAGGGAUAUGGCUUCUUUCUCUUCUUCAGGCUGCUCUCUGGGAUUGGUAUUGGAGGCACAGUCCCUAUUGUCUACACAUACUUUGCCGAAUUUCUUCAAAUGGACAAAAGAGGAGAGCACUUGUCCUGGCUUUGUAUGUUCUGGAUGAUGGGAGGGAUCUACGCGUCAUUCACAGCUUGGGGAAUCAUACCAAGAUAUGGUUGGGGAUUCAGCAUGGGCACGGAGUUCCAGUUCCACAGUUGGAGGGUCUUUGUGCUGGUUGCUGCUCUCCCUGCCAUUGCCUCUCUGGUGGGGCUGACCUUCAUGCCUGAAAGCCCGCGCUUCCUGCUGGAGAAUGCCAAACAUGACGAAGCCUGGAUGAUUCUGAAGCAGGUCCAUGAUACCAACUGGAGAGCCAAGGGGCAGCCAGAAAAAGUCUUUACAGUAACUCAUAUCAAGGCUCCUAAAACAGCAGAAGACGAGUUUAUCGAGAUACAGGCAGCCACAGGAACUCCGGUGCAGCGCUGGGCAGUGCGUUCAUUGACCCUUUGUAAACUGGUGCUGAAAAAUGUGGCAUCUCUUCUGUCUGUGGAGCUGAGGUUUGCCACACUCUUCAUGGCCAUUAUCUGGUUCUGUAUGGCCUUCAGUUAUUAUGGUCUGUCUGUGUGGUUCCCUGACAUGAUCAAACAUCUGCAGUACGAGGAGUACGAGGCCAAAGUCAAGGUGUUCCAUAAAGAGCGAGUAGAAAAUUUUCAUUUUAACUUUUCUUUGGAGAACCAGAUUCACAAGGAGGGAGAGUACAUCCGUGAUAAGUUCAUCAAUAUAGAGAUGAUAUCAGUGAAGUUUGAAGACUCCCUGUUUGAGGACUGCCGUUUUGAGAACAUCAGGUCCACAGACACUAUAUUUGAGAACUGUACCAUCCGCUCCACUGUCUUCUCUAACACAGAUCUCUGGGAGGAGCGAUUCAUUGACUGUAAGAUGGAGAACACCACCUUUGAGCACAACAAACAUGGUUGCCACUUGGACAUUGUAGAGGAGAAUGACGUCCUCAUAUAUCUGGUCAGCUUCUUGGGCAGUUUGGCUGUUCUGCCUGGCAACAUUAUAUCAGCACUUUUCAUGGAGAAGAUUGGUAGAGUCAAGAUAAUCGGUGGCUCCAUGCUCAUAUCUGCGGGUUGUACUUUCCUCCUCUUCUUGAGCUUCAGCCAAUCAGCAAUCAUUGCUCUGCAGUGCCUGUUUUGUGGCGUGAGUGUAGCAGCGUGGAACGGCAUUGAAGUGGUCACUGUGGAGCUGUACCCUGCCUCAAAAAGGGCAACAGCGUUCGGGGUCCUUAACGCUCUGUGUAAACUGGCAGCCAUUCUGGGUAGUUCCAUCUUCGCCAGCUUUGUGGGCAUCACCAAAGCCAUUCCCAUCCUGCUGUCCUUUGGCGCAUUAGUGGGCGGAGGCUUGGUGGCUCUGAGGCUUCCUGACACGCGAGAGAAAAUCCUUUUGUGAGAGAGAAAGAAAGCCUCUGAUAAAUCUGUGAAGGGAAGCGGGUGAGGAAAUGUAUCUGUGAUUGAUGUACAAUGCCAAACACUUUUCACCUGCUUCUUAUUGUGUUUCACAAUAAUUUGAGAGUAUGCGUUCAGUCUGAGUGAGAAUUCCCAUUUAGUAUUUUACUUUUUAGAAUAUUAUGGUUGUGGUAAGAGCACGGCCAUUACUAUUUACCACAAUUAAUUUUAUUUAUUUGUGAAAUGUUCAUAACAAUUGUCUGUCCAUAUAAACUUAAUAAGUCAAAAAUGAUCACUGACAUUGCA